AUGCGGCUCCGCGGCACUGUCCUUGCCGUGCUCCCACUAGCGAACAUUGGCCUUGCGAGCACGAGCGAAACCUCCUCUGGUCUGCUCCCCUUCGCAUAUGAACCUUUCCCACUCGGCAGCAUCACCCCGAACGGAUGGCUACGAAUCGAGCUUCAGGCGUCUGCCGAUGGUCUUGCAGGUCAUCUCUUUGAUUUCUUCCGAUUUGUGAAAAACUCUACAUGGAUUGGUGGUGAUCAAGAGUACAGUUCAUUAAAUGAGGCACUCCCAUAUUGGGUCAAUGGAUUAGUCCCACUCGCCUAUACCCUACAAGAUGAUCGGCUGAAAGAUCAAGUUUCCACCGUCGUCGACUCCAUUCUGGACCGUAUCCAGCCAGACGGAUGGAUUGGACCAGAGACGCUUGCAAGCGGCGAGCGGAUGAUUUGGGCACGAACCCUCGUAUUCCUCGGAUUAACCAAUCUCGCUGAUGCGGAUCCAAAGUAUGAACAGCCCAUUGUUGACGCUCUUCAUCGCUUCAAUGACCUCAUGCACUCUAUGCUCAAGAAUAAUGGAACUGGAAUGAUCUAUCAUCAGGGUGAUAAGGUAACUGCCGAUGACUAUGUUUGGUUCCAGGCCCGGAGCGAAGAUAUGGUUGUCAGCCUGCAGUGGUUGCUGGAUUAUCACCCUGGUAACCAGACCGAGAUCCUGAAGGAGAACAUUGACAUGAUACACCAUUGGGCUUCUAAAUGGGAGGGAUGGUACUCCGAGGGCAGUUACAUUACGGAAGAUCUCAACGAUCUUCCUCAGUCUGUGACGACUGAUCAAUGGCAAUUCCUGCACGGUGUCACCGUUGCCGAGAGCCUGAAGUUCGCAGCUGUUUACCGGCGUUCGAAUGCUAACGAGAGUCUUGUCACAACCGCAAAGAACGGGGUGGAUUGGACGUUCAAAUACCACGGUGCGGCAUCCGGUACUAUCCUUGCCGAUGAGCGUCUAGACGGCCUUAAUCCAUACUAUGGCUCCGAGCUAUGUACCGACGUUGAAACCAUCUACUCCCUCGCCUACAACUACUUCGCGCUUGGCGAUUCAUCGUACGCAGAUCGGGCCGAGCUGGCCGCAUUUAAUGCUCUUCCAGCUGCUCUCUCUGGAGAUUGGUGGGCCCAUCAAUACGUGACCCAGCCCAAUCAGCCAUAUUCGAAGAAUCUCACGGACGAGCCAUUCUGGAAUACCAAUGCGCUCAGUCAGACCUUUGCAGUUGAGCCUGACUAUCCAUGCUGCACCGUGAACCACCCGCAAGGGUAUCCCAAGUUUACAAUGUACAGCUUCCUCAAGAAUGGAGACAGUGGGAUCCUUCAUUCCUUGCUGAGCCCAGGGCGUAUUCAGACGCAGAUUCAAGGGAAAGCGGUCUCGGUGGACUGCCAAACCGAUUAUCCCUUUGACAAUACCUUGUCCUAUACUGUUGACAGCGAUGUCGACUUCCAACUAUACCUUCGCGUUCCAGGAUGGGCCACCCAGGCCAAGAUCCAAGGAUCACCCAGUGAUGACGGCGCAUCCAAGGACCCCAAAACAGAUCUUAUCAAAGUCAAUAUCCCAUCUGGAACGACCAAGUUUACCUACGAACUAGGCAUGGACCUUGUCACUGCCGACCGGGCCAAUGACACUGUCGCGAUAUACCGUGGAGCCCUCCUUUACGCACUCCACAUUCCUCACACUAGCACCUCUGGACCUCCCAAGUUCUACGAUACUCAGAAGGAAUACCCGGUGGGAACCUACCCCAGCGAGGCACACGAUUAUGUGCUCUUGAACUCGACCGAGUGGAAUGUGGCUAUUGAUCCCUCAACUCUGGAAUAUCACGCCGGUUCGGGCGAGUCACUACCAUCGCCGACUUUCGAGGAUGGCCAGUUGCCGAUGUACAUUACUGCCAAGGCGUGUUUGAUCGGUUGGCCUUUGUUCAGGUCAGCGGUCUUGUCUCGGGGAUACGUUUGA
Penicillium cosmopolitanum is the source of this 1959-nucleotide messenger RNA. RefSeq lists its product as uncharacterized. Bases 1 to 1959 code for a protein of 652 amino acids. The record is from RefSeq and is a predicted model, not a curated record. NCBI's taxonomy places the organism in Eukaryota, Fungi, Ascomycota, Eurotiomycetes, Eurotiales, Aspergillaceae. The transcript is spliced from 6 exons.